Molecule: messenger RNA, 2159 nt
Organism: Scylla paramamosain (green mud crab)
Lineage: Eukaryota; Metazoa; Arthropoda; Malacostraca; Decapoda; Portunidae
Exons: 6
Coding region: 1-768 (255 amino acids)
Molecular function (GO): protein binding
Source: RefSeq, a predicted model, not a curated record
AUGAUCUUUGACUUUGUGGCCUCCAGAGCGGGUGGCGAACUGCGUGCUGGUGAACCUGACAGUGGGCACUCUGGAGGUGGGCCUGCACGCCGGGCAACGACGGAGGGCUGCCGCAACAUUUCGUGGCGCGGGUGUACGCGGCCCCGACGCAGGCUCUGCUGGCCACGCUGGAAAGAGCCUGUGCCGAGGUUCCAUGUGAGCGGCCUAACGCCUGGCCAAGACUACCUCAUCACCGUGACGGCCGUGAACGCCAAGGGAGCGAGUGACCCCGAGGAGAUUGAUGCUGUCCGCCUCAAGGUGGCCGAGAAGCGGAUGGUAGAGGUCACGCCCGCUCCCGUGUCUCCCCUGGUGGGCGUGUUCCUGGGCCUGGUGGGCGGCUUCGUGUUCCUCCUGCUGGCGGGCGUGUUCCUAUCCAGAGGCCGAUAUCACAGGUGUAGAUGUUGGGGUCACCACCAGGCGGCGGAGGACACCACGAGGAGCUCCCCUCCACCCAGCACGACCACCACCACCACCACCACCACGCCCACCACGCACGCCCGCACGGUCUCCCUUCAAGGACAGGAAAGAAGAGCAGCCCCAGACGUCUUACGAACGAUUAAUGCUCAACUUUUGGAGAGUGACAUAUGCCCAGAGAUUAUAUCAGCGCGUGUCCCGCCGCCCCCCUAUACACGCACGCAGCCGGCGGUGGUGCGGGAGUCCCCGGCCACGACCACAGCGGGACGGUCGCCCAGCCCGAUACUUCUGCCCCACCAUGAGAGCUUCGUCUAGAGUCUCCCCGACCACCCGCGUCACGUCUGGGACGCCUGGAGGAGGAAAAGCAACACAGGCCGUCUCCAAGUGCAAUACAAGAAGGAGAGAACUGCAACAGAACCUAGUUGACGGCCGCUUUCUCUCUUGCUCGUUCAAGGAUCCUCAGAAAACACGAAGCUGAUCUACUCCCGCGAGUCUCGUGGAGUCAGGCAGCGUCCACCUGCCGUGUGCUCGCAUCCAGCCCGGCGCGAGGUGAAGCGAAGACCGGAUGAGUCAGCGACGCCCUAUCCCUGCCGCUGCCACCGCCGCCCCUGUACCACAUCCGUAAAGGGAACACAUCAGACAGCAUUUAGGGACACGGAAUUAUCGAUUGUACUCCUAUUGGAUCAUGCCAUCCAUGUGGUGUAGGCUUGAAGGUGUGAGGUCCCUGGCUGGCCCUGAGUGGCGGAAAGCUGUGCAGGAUGGGAUGUGUGUGUGUGUGUGUGUGUGUGUGUGUGUGUGUGUGUGUGUGUGUGUGCCGGGCGGGGCGGGAGUGAAGGCCCCCACCAACCACUUGCCAGGGUAGGUAUCUGUGUUACUGUUGUUAGUCGGUAUGAUUCACGUCACUUUUUUAUCACUACAUGUCAAGCCAAGUAAGUCUGUGUCAGGGAAACCACAGGAACGGGAAACACGAAUAGGAGAGCGAGGGCGACGCACUCGCUCUUCGGUUCCUACCUGAGCCACACACUUCGGAAUGAUAACAGGAAACUUCCACACAACCUGAGCGACUCCUAAGACGGAUGUACUGUGUAUCUUCCGCAAAGUUAAAUGUAUACUCCAGUGCUGUUAUAGUUUGGUGGUGAUGAGCUCAGACUUUUUUUUUUCGUACAUUUCGGUGAGAAGCACAUCGGUCUGAAUUGGUAGCAAGGUGGUCACCACACACGGCGGGGUCUCACCAGCCCCCCAGGAAGCCUGCACGUGGACAGGUCCCCCGAGGGCCUCCAGUGCCCGGGGGAGCAACGUGACAUCGAUUCUUUUCUCCUUGCGUUGUCUUUUUUCCAAUACGAAUAGGAGAGGUUUGAACUUCCCCGAAAAGUUAAUGUGGUGUAUUUUUUUACAUUAAUGUUUAUUUGUAAUAUACUCAACAACCAUAAUCUCCACCAUAAUAUUUGUGUGAUGUAUGUUUUCUCAACCGUCCCCAUAUUUGUGGACUUGUUUUCCCUUAUUUCUGUUUUACAUUCUUCGUAUUUAUCAAGGUCAAACUCUAGUGUCGCAGCCACUUCCUGCCCGCCGAGGCUGCCGUCACCAGGCAGCCGCCGCCGGUACGUGUAGGUCUGGAUGUUUGUAUGUAAUUUUUGUAAAUUCUUAUGUGAUUAUGGCCGAAAUAGCAGCUAUAUGUAUAUUUUAUAUAAUAAAAGCAAAUUUAUUAC